AGAAGAAACCCACCUCUCGCUCUUCUCGUGUUGGUCGUUAGAAAUAUAUGAAGCCAAUGAAUUAUCUGAGGAAGUGGAUGAGGAAGUGGAGGAGCAUGACAAUUGAAAGGAUGCCAAGAGGUUGGGUUCGAGGUGAAGAGCGUGAAUUGUGCUAAUCAAUGGAUGGGAUCAUUGAAGUCAAAGAAAGUUCAAUAAGAAGGGAAGGGAAGGCAGCUAAGAAGGGUCUCCAGCUGGAGAUGCAGUCCAUUUGGAUAGAAGCAAAGGCAGAGGGGAAGCUUGUAUCAAGCCGUGAGAUUGUUCAGAAGGUCCUGAAGAAAAAGGUGAAGUAUGGACCGAAGGAGAGCCCAAGAUCCACAAAGGAGUUAGAAUGUUUUGUGUCAUGGUCGAAAACUUGGAAUGUUUGGUUAUGGUGAACAAGG
This is a messenger RNA of Linum tenue, 419 nucleotides long. NCBI's taxonomy places the organism in Eukaryota, Viridiplantae, Streptophyta, Magnoliopsida, Malpighiales, Linaceae. The record is from the annotation of a GenBank genome assembly.